Molecule: messenger RNA, 1437 nt
Organism: Exophiala bonariae
Lineage: Eukaryota; Fungi; Ascomycota; Eurotiomycetes; Chaetothyriales; Herpotrichiellaceae
Exons: 3
Coding region: 1-1437 (478 amino acids)
Biological process (GO): carbohydrate transport; transmembrane transport
Cellular component (GO): membrane
Molecular function (GO): carbohydrate:proton symporter activity
Source: RefSeq, a predicted model, not a curated record
AUGAAUGGUGUCAUGAAUGGCUACGACGGCUCAGUCAUGAGUGCCAUCAACGCCAUGGUUCCAUUCCAAGACCGGUUUAAGAUCGGGAAAACAGGCGAGUUGAACGGCGCAGUAUUCUCUAUCUAUACCGUGGGCAACAUCUUCGGAAGUUUUAUCUGUGGCUAUGUCAUGGAUAGAUGGGGUCGUCGGGCUAGCAUGUUUGGUGGUGCUUCGUGCAUCAUCACAGGCUCCAUUCUCCAGGCUUCAAGCUUCCAUUUGCCACAAUUCAUUCUCGGUCGAUUCAUCGUCGGUCUAGGCACUCCCAUGUGCUCGACAGCCGCCCCAACAUUCUUGGUGGAGAUGGCGUUCCCUACGUGGAGAGGUCUUGCUGGAGGUCUCUACAACGUAUUGGGUUGGUACAUUGGCGCAAAUAUCGCUGCAUGGGGCUGCUAUGGGACAAACACGCUGACGAAUGACUGGGCCUGGCGUACCCCCUAUAUCGUGCAGGCCUGUCCUGCCACCAUCGUCGUCUCAGUAGUAUGGUUUCUACCAGAAAGUCCACGCUGGUUGUGGUCUCAAAACAAGAAAGAGAAGUCGAUCGCCAUCUUGACCAAGUAUCAUGGGAACAAAAAUCCCGACUCUGCACUCGUGGCCCUGGAGAUUCAAGAAAUAAAGGAGUCACUGGAUGUCGAAGCAGAGCUCAAGAACCGGAAUUGGAACUACAAGGUUCUCGUCAACACUCGUCCAGCGAGAUAUCGUAUGUGGCUCGUCAUGUUGGUUUCAGUCUUCGCCCAGUUUAUUGGAGGAGCCGUUAUCUCGUACUACCUCCCUGUUAUGGUGGACGGAAUAGGAAUCCACGAUUCCUCUCGGCAAUUACUCCUCAACGGACUCAAUACUGUCAUCUCCUUCGUCAGCGGAAUCUUCGGAUCCUUCUUCGUGGACAAGGUUGGCCGACGACCUCUUUUCCUGUGGGGAACAUUCCUCACCGGUCUAGUGUACAUCCCAAUCACCGUGCUGGCUGCUCGCGCCGACCAGAGUGGAGAUAUCCCCACGGGCCAGGGCUAUGCCUUCAUCGCAAUGAUUUUCUCAUACGGUAUAUUCUGGUCCUUCUGCUGGACCCCCCUGCAGGCACUCUAUCCCGCAGAAAUCCUCAACAACGAAAUUCGAGCCAAAGGUAUGGCUGCCAAGGGACUCAUUUCGGGAAUCGCAAGUUUCAUCAAUACUUUUGGAACCUCGGUGUCGCUCAAGCGUAUUGGCUGGAAGACAUACAUCAUCUUCUUGGUUUUGCACUUCGUUCACUUGGGAUUGAUGUAUCUGGCUGUUGUUGAGAGCAAACAACGAACUUUGGAAGAACUGGAGGAAAUCUUCAAGGACCCGAAGCCGGUGAAACGCAGCUUGCAGAAGACGGCGAUCGUUGUUGGACGUGGCGUUGGAGUCAAGGUGGAGGAAGACGCCUGA